ACGAAGUUGAGAAUUUUCCAAUGUAUUGACUUGUGACGUAUAUUACAAAAAAAUUCAUACAAUAAUUCGCAUUUCGUAUACGUUAAAAGAAUUUAGUUAAUUCUGUGAUAUGGCAAAACAUCAUCCAGAUUUAAUUUUUUGUAGAAAACAACCGGGAGUUGCAAUAGGAAGGUUAUGCGAGAAAUGUGACGGUAAAUGUGUAAUUUGUGAUUCUUAUGUAAGACCUUGUACUCUGGUUCGAAUUUGUGAUGAAUGCAAUUAUGGAUCUUAUCAAGGGAGAUGUGUUAUCUGUGGUGGACCUGGUGUGUCUGAUGCCUAUUAUUGUAAAGAAUGUACAAUCCAAGAGAAAGACCGUGAUGGUUGUCCAAAGAUUGUAAAUCUUGGGAGUUCAAAGACUGAUCUAUUUUAUGAAAGGAAAAAAUAUGGGUUCAAAAGAAGAUAAGGACUGAUACCAACAAUUUUUGACAUGUACAAAGUAUUUCUAAUAUUGCAAAUAAACAACACUUUUU
This is a messenger RNA of Bombus pascuorum, 509 nucleotides long. It is a transcript of the gene Phf5a, whose product is annotated as PHD finger-like domain-containing protein 5A. The transcript is spliced from 3 exons. Gene Ontology annotation, biological process: mRNA splicing, via spliceosome. NCBI's taxonomy places the organism in Eukaryota, Metazoa, Arthropoda, Insecta, Hymenoptera, Apidae. Gene Ontology annotation, cellular component: precatalytic spliceosome; catalytic step 2 spliceosome; U12-type spliceosomal complex. The record is from RefSeq and is a predicted model, not a curated record. The coding region runs from base 110 to 442 and encodes 110 amino acids.